Puccinia graminis f. sp. tritici CRL 75-36-700-3 is the source of this 2557-nucleotide messenger RNA. RefSeq lists its product as uncharacterized. The record is from RefSeq and is a predicted model, not a curated record. Gene Ontology annotation, cellular component: cytoplasm. The transcript has 6 exons. Lineage: Eukaryota; Fungi; Basidiomycota; Pucciniomycetes; Pucciniales; Pucciniaceae. Gene Ontology annotation, molecular function: protein binding. Bases 420 to 2222 code for a protein of 600 amino acids.
ACCCUCAUCAUCAUCAUCAUCAUCAUCCGUAUAGUACUACAGCUUAAUAACAUACAAGUUGUUGGUGUGGAGACCCCAUGGAAGGUUCCUUUUGAUGGAAGAGGGCCCGGUGAUACAUGAGAGAGACGGAUGGAGUUGUUCCUGCCAGCACAUUCACCUUAAUCUUCGUCCACCCCUGAGUAUUUGCCACCUCGACCCUCGUCCAGCUGACUGAAGUAGUGUCUAAUCAAUCAGUGACACCAACACGGGAGUAUCCGCGAUAAUCUUGUGCUGGCUGUUGACCGUUCGGUCUCUGAUUCGGGUAAUAGUACAUACUACUACUACUACUACCACUUCACCCUACUCUCAACCCCGACACCACCACCACCACCACCAUCCACACCCACCACCGUAAAAAACAGCUUAGCACUUAACACAGCAUGAAGGUCAACAAGCGAAUCGGAAAACUCAAACAGUGGACCGGUGAGAAACUGGGUGGUCAACAGAAGACUGAAUUGAGUGAAGAUUUCCAAUCCUUGGAACAGGAUGUCGAACUACGCAAGGCCGGUGUGGAGAAGAUGUACAGCGUCUCGAAGGAGUACUCCAAACAUCUCACAAGGAAAUCAGAGCCCGAAGGUACCGAUACCGGUAAAGUCUUACCGAUCGACGGCCUCGGUUUAGUCUUGGCAAACCAUGGCGAUGAGUUCGGAAGCGAUAGUUCAUUUGGGGAAGCAUUGGUCUCGUUUGGGAAAGCUCAACAACAGAUGGCCACCGCCACUGCGAAUUUCGCCGACCAUAUGAACUCGGGUUGGCUCACCUCCUUGGAGAAAUCAUUGGCCCAAAUGUCCGAAUACACUAACCAACGUAAGAAGCUCGACUCACGUCGACUGACCUAUGAUGCCAUGUUGGCUAAAGUACAGAAAUCGAAGAAGGAGAAGAGGGACCUCGAGGAUGACUUGAGGGUCGCCAAGAAUCGAUACGAGGAAACAAGCGAAGAAGUUCAGGAACGGGCCAUCGCUAUUCAGGAUAGUGAAGCAGAACAAAUGAUCGCCCUGACUAGACUCUUAGAAAUUGAAUCAAAUUGGAUUGAUGAGCAAAAGCGAAUUCUUGAUGAUCUGAAAAGGAACUGGGUUGAUCCAUCUGCCUUUAAGGGCCUCAAUACUAGUGGACGCAAGAAAACAGCACAUGCUUUCGGUGCCGAGCCUCCGCCAGCUUCAAAGACCUUGAUCAAGAGCAAGGCGGGCUCAGUCCACCGACGAACACGCUCUCAUUACUCCGAAGAAGAUGGGGAUGAUGACGUACAGGGGGCAGAGGAACACCAAGAGGACGAGAACGAAUACGAGGAACGUGAACCUGAUCUCAGCGCCAGACGCCAACCCAGACCAGCCGUCACCGCUCCUCCCAAACCUCGACAAACACCCUCUCGACGCGAAUCAUUAGUAACAGAGAAACCAGCGUCUAGUAGCGCUAAUGGUAGAUAUGGUGGCGUCAGAAUCCCAGGCAUGCCUCCGCCUGGUGCAGCCUCUAUCCAAUCAGAUGAGUCGCUCUCCCCGACGCUAGAAAACAGCGGUCGACGGCGGUCGAGCGGAAAUCUUCUCAACCAAAGUUCAAGCUCGAACCUAAGGCGAUCGGUAGUGGCAGGCACGAAUGGGAAGACUUCGAAAUGGAUGCGGGCGAAGUGGGCGUAUAUUGCAACGGAGUCGGAUGAGCUUGAGCUAGAGGUGGGCGACCGGGUCCGGGUGACGAACGAGAUCAAUGGGGAAUGGUUUGUGGGCCGGAACGAGACGACGGGGCGGAGCGGGAUGUUCCCGGCGGCAUACUGUGUGACAGAGCAGGAGCCCGAUCAACAGGCCCGCUAUCUGACACCAGAAACUCAGGACACGUUUGCGGACCCGGACGAACACUACAUCGACGAAGGCGUCGGAGAGGAUGGAUCGGAGGAAGACGAAUCCGAGUCCGCUGCACUCCGCCCUUCGAUGUCUGUCUCCGCACAUAACCUUCGUCCUCCCUCAACCAGUGCACCCUUGCGUACCGGAUCCUACCCCGGUAAAGCUCAACCUCCCCUCUCUUCUACCCCCUCAACUAUCGGCAAAAGGGCUCCCCCUCCUCCUCCUAGUAGACGUUCAACUACUUCUACCGCUAAACCUUUGCCCACUCAAUCGGCUUCUAAUGACGACAAUAAUCAACCUGAGGCUUUUGGUAGUGUCAGUGAACUCAAGAAACGCUUGGGCAUGUUCAAAUAGUCUCCUCCUCUUUCUCUCUCUCUCUCUCCGCCUCUGUCACCUUCCUGUUUUGAAAAACAAAAUCCCCCCUUUUUGUAUAGAUCCAUUCUGUUCUCUCUCUCACACACACACAAAGAAUCUACAAAACAUGAAAAAAGAUACACAUUCUUUUUUUCCCUUGACUGGUUUUGGCUAUACAAACUAUCAUCACCUUGCAACCAGCAUGAUAAAUAUAUAUAUUUUUGUUUGACAUUUUUUCUCCUCUUGUUUUGUGAUCAAUGUUGUCUUAUUUUUUUUCUUUCCUUUUUCCUUGAAAAAAAAUAACAUAUCAGAAACAUGCAAGCAUUUCUCAUUUC